Brassica napus (rape) is the source of this 3778-nucleotide messenger RNA. Its product is annotated as glutamate receptor 1.2. Gene Ontology annotation, cellular component: plasma membrane. The record is from RefSeq and is a predicted model, not a curated record. The coding region runs from base 240 to 2849 and encodes 869 amino acids. Gene Ontology annotation, molecular function: glutamate-gated receptor activity. The transcript has 5 exons. Lineage: Eukaryota; Viridiplantae; Streptophyta; Magnoliopsida; Brassicales; Brassicaceae.
CGAAUCUAAUCAGGCCUAUUUUGGUUACAACUAUUUUUCACAUGAACUGUAAUUGGUCAAGAAUUAGAGACCAAUUAACUCAUCAGCAUAGACAUGCUACACUAUGCUGAUGAACCCGUUGACUAAUAUCUUCUUAAAAAUCUUACGGUCCAAUGGAGAACCUACAUUAUAUUCUUCUCCUUCAGAGGAAAAACAAAACACGGCAUGGGUUGACUUAGAAUCGGUCAUAUAAAAUAAAAAUGAACAAGAAUGAUAAAGUAGAUAACGUGUGUCUUUUCCUUUCUAAUCGGAAACUUUUUUUAAUGGAGAAGUUUGGAAUUCAAAAGGCAGUCUCAUUUCUUCUUGUUCUGCUUCUCUUCAUCUGUUUCGCUUCAAGUCAAAACGAUGACGUUCAGGAUCAACACAUUCGGAUCCGGGUCGGAUUGGUUUUGAAUUUUGAUUCCGUGGAGGGGAAGACAGUGAGAAGCUCUGCUUCAACGGCGCUUUCCGAUUUUUACGCCAUCAACAGUGAUUACAAAACAAGAGUCUCUCUCUCAGUCAGAGACUCUCAAGGAAAGCCUCUACUCGCUCUUGCUUCUGCUGUAGAUCUGCUGCAAGCUGAAGGAGUGGAGGCGAUCAUCAUGGGCGGGAGUUCGUUGCUGGAGACGAAGCUGUUGGCGGAGAUUGGAGAGAGAGCUAGCGUUCCUGUGAUCUCACUUAACUCUCUGAUCUCACCGUCGUUGAGCAGAUACAGUCAUUUGAUCCAAGCGACGCAUGAUUUUGCAUCCGAGGCGAAGGGGAUCACAGCUUUUAUCCAUGGGUUUGGUUGGAAGAGUGUUGCUCUUGUUUACGAGGAGGAUGAUGAUGAUGACUGGAGAGAGAGUAUGCAACUCAUGGUGGAUCAUUUUUAUGAGAACGGCGUUGGUGUACAGUCCAAGGUUGGUUUUGCAAUGACUUCUAGCGAGGAAAUGGUUAUGGAUCGGUUAGGGAAGAUGAAGGACUUGGGGGCGAGUGUUUUUGUUGUGCACUCGUCUGAGGUUAUUGCUACUCGUCUCUUCGAAUGUGCUGAGAGAUUGGGUAUGAUGGGUGAAGGUUUUGCUUGGAUCCUCACUGCCAAAAGCAUGAGCAGUUUCCAUGGGAAAGAGGCAAUGGAGGGUGUGGUUGGGUUCAAGACUUAUGUUCCAAUGUCAAAAGAGCUUCAGAAUUUCACUUGGAGAUUGAGAAGUAAUGAAGAAGAUGUUUGGUCGGAGAAAGCUCGGUUGAGUACCUCUGGUGUAUGGGCUCAUGAUGUAGUUUGGGCAGUGGCGAGAGCCGCGGAAGUUGCUAGGGUGGAAAAUGCGUCAUCAACCCUCCUCGAGGCUAUCACUGAGUGUAGGUUUAAGGGUUUGAGUGGUGACUUUCGAGUGAAGGAUAAGAAGUUCUUGUCAGACAAGUUUGAGAUUGUGAAUUUGUUGGAAUCAGGUGAGAGGAGAAUAGGGUUCUGGAAUGGCAAUGGUAGUUUCAGCAGUAGAAGACAUUUUAACAAGUUGGAGACCAUAAUCUGGCCGGGUGGGUCUGCUCAAACUCCGAAAAUGCGCAGUCUAGGAGAAAGUAAAAGAAAAAAGCUGAGGGUUUUGGUUACAUCUAGCAACAGGUUCCCAAGACUGAUGAAGGUGGAGACUGAUCUAGCAACAAAUGUUACAACUGCGGAAGGGUUCUGUAUAGAAGUCUUCCGGGCUGCCAUUUCACCUUUCAACUAUGAAUUGGAGUUCAUCCCUUGGCGCAAUGGAAGUAACUACAACAGACUUGCAUAUGCACUUUAUAGUCAGAAAGAUAAAUAUGAUGCAGCUGUGGGAGAUAUUACAAUCACUGCCAAUAGAUCAAUGUAUGUUGAUUUUACGAUGCCAUUCACAGAGAUGGGUCUUGGAACUGUAGCACCAAAGGAGACAAGUAUGUGGGUGUUCUUCCAUCCUCUAAAACGAGACCUUUGGAUAACAAGUGCAGCUUUCUUUGUCUUGACGGGCACUAUAGUUUGGUUGAUAGAAAAACAUGAUAACAAAGAGUUCCAGGGUUCUUGGCCGAAACAGAUGGGAGUUAUAUUUUGGUUUGGCUUCUCUACCCUUGUUUAUGCCCAUAGGGAGAAACUACAACACAACUUAUCAAGAUUUGUAGUUACAGUUUGGGUAUUUGCAGUGCUCAUAUUAACUACAAGUUAUACUGCAACUUUGACAUCAAUGAUGACGGUGCAACAAAUACGAUUCAACUCUAAUAAAGAUUUUGUGGGCCAUCUUUCCGGCUCGCUCAUUGCAAAGAUGGCCCUAACUAGUCCCAGAUUCCGACCAACUAAUACCAAGGGUCUCAAUACUUCUACAGAUUAUGCUCAAGCCUUGUUGAAUAAUACUGUCUCAUUUAUUGUCGAUGAGUUGCCAUACCUUAAAGUCCUCCUCGGAGAGAAUCUUGGGAAGUUUCUUAUGGUCAAGGCACAAUGUAACACCAAUGGUUUCGGCUUUAUGUUUCAGAAGGGAGAUGAACUGGUGCCUCUUGUGUCCAGGGAAAUCUUGAACCUGAGGACGAGCGAUAGACUAAUCGAGAUGGAGAAACGAUGGUUUGAGAAUCAACUUCCAUACACAGCAGAUGAUACAUCAAAUCCUGUAACCCUUUAUAGAUUCCGUGGAUUGUUUAUGAUCACGGGAGUUUCUUUCGCUUUCGCUCUUGUGGUGCUUCUCAUUCUCUGGCUCCGAGACAAAUGGGAAGAUCUGAUGUGUUCGGUCAACAUAUUCCUCUCGCAACGACUUGUACAUUUUAGGAUCCUCUUCGCAAGAACUAUCCAUCCCAACACCCUUGAUAACGCCGAUGGCGAGAAUGCGGUUCAAAUAGCUCAACGUAACUGAAGAUAGGGACUGAUUCAAACAUAGCAAAACGUACAUUACCAUUUGUACUUAGCAUCAUAAUACAAGUAGAUGCUCAAGUUUUUUGGCGUGCUGUGCCCCGAGUCUCUAUAGCUUACACAAUUGUUGCGACGUUGUUGCUUUGACCUAGAAGCCUCACCAAACAAGCUUGCUGCCCCUUCGUCCUCCAGUGGUCCGUCAACUGCGAAAUGGUUCUUGAUUCAAAUCGGGUUGCGUCCAUGUGUUAGACCAAUCAUAUGUUGGGAAAAAAUAAUUUUUAAACAUACACAUUAUUUUUAUUUUAUUUGUAGCAAUAAUAAUGAUAAACUUCGAAAAAUAUUAUUAUAUUUAUUGAAUUCCUAUUAAUUUUAAAUUAUAGAAAAUAAAUAAUUACAUAAAAGGAAAUAACUAUAAGAAAGAUAUUAUUUUUUAGAAAAUGUAUCAAAAAUUUAAAAUAUUUAUUUUUGAAACAGAUGGAUUAAUGUGAUUAAACAGAGGGAGUAUGUGAUAAAUCAUGUAACUAGUGUCUUCUUGCAAAUGGUUUGGUUCUGCAAUGUAUAUAUAAAUUGGCUUUAUAUUGGGCUGACAAAAGCAAUGAGCCCAUAACCAUUUUCUGGAGAAAAGAAUAGAAAGCAAACCCUAAUCUCUUUACCCUCCGGUUACUAGUAUAAACUCUCCUCUUUCUCUUCUCUAACAACGCCUGUCAUCUCUCUCUAAUAAAUCCUUUAAAUUUUUGUUGUUUUAUUUUACAAAGUUUUCUAUCUUGUGUUAUUACAAGCAAGUUCAGCUUCUUUGGUUGGAUCAAAGACUGUCAUGAUCCAGUCAAUUUAUAAAAAAAUAUAACCUUGCAAAAUAGAAAUCGGCAGUAUCACUCGCCUGGAUCUGAUGAUAUUUCAUGAUUAUCCAGGCCCUUAAUCUACUGGCAAAUUUAU